Messenger RNA from Anopheles coustani, 1053 nucleotides. RefSeq names its product homeobox protein aristaless-like. The coding region runs from base 1 to 1053 and encodes 350 amino acids. Gene Ontology annotation, biological process: regulation of transcription by RNA polymerase II. Gene Ontology annotation, molecular function: RNA polymerase II transcription regulatory region sequence-specific DNA binding; DNA-binding transcription factor activity, RNA polymerase II-specific. Lineage: Eukaryota; Metazoa; Arthropoda; Insecta; Diptera; Culicidae. The transcript is spliced from 4 exons. The record is from RefSeq and is a predicted model, not a curated record.
AUGGGCAUAUCGGACGAGGGCAAGUUGCCGGAGGACAUCGGACCGCACGAGGCGCGGCCUCCACAGGGCAGCCCGCACGAGCGCGCAUCCAGCACCGGCCAGCUGAUGGGCAGCAGCGGCGGCGACCCGAACAGCCCGCACUCCGACCCGCACAGCGACGACGGCGGGGAUGACUUCGCGCCGAAGCGGAAGCAGCGCCGCUACCGGACGACCUUCACCAGCUUCCAGCUCGAGGAGCUCGAGAAGGCGUUCUCCCGGACGCACUAUCCGGAUGUCUUUACCAGGGAAGAGCUAGCGAUGAAAAUAGGACUAACCGAGGCUCGGAUACAGGUUUGGUUCCAGAAUCGGAGGGCGAAAUGGCGCAAGCAGGAAAAGGUCGGACCGCAGGGACAUCCGUACAAUCCGUACCUGGCCGGAGCGGCUCAGGUUCCGUCGGCCACCGUCGUCGCUCCCUCGCUACCCCCGAACCCGUUCAGCCAUCUUGGCUUCAACCUGCGCAAACCGUUCGACGCAGCCAGUCUGGCUGCGUUCCGCUACCCAUCGCUUGGCGCAAGUCACGUGCUGCCGUCGGCCUACUUCAACCAGUUCCACCGCGUCUCACCGUUUUCUUCUUUCGUUGACGAAUUUUGCAGAGCGCCCCCGCCGCCCCUGCUUCCCCCGGGCGUUGGCACCCUCUACACACCGUCCGCCUCGUUCCAGACGCUGCUGGCUAACAUUUCCGCCGCCCAGCGGGCCCCACCGCCUCCCGCCCCGAUGCCCUCGAAACCUGCACCCGGCACGGAUUAUAUGACGCCCGGUGGACCCGGCAUGCCGCCAGGAGCCAUUCCACCUUCGCCGACCUCCCCGCCCAUCUCACCGACGGCUCUCCCACCCGUCAUGCCAGUUCCUCAAACCGCCCUACCACCACCACCACCUCCACCGACUGGAUCGGCUUCGCCUCCACAAGCGGACCGCCGGAGUUCGUCCAUAGCCGCGCUGCGAUUAAAGGCACGGGAACACGAGCUGCGGCUAGAGAUGCUACGCCAGAACGGGCACAGUGAUAUCCUUAGCUAG